GAGCGUGAUCUCCGCAGCCGCCGGCUUAUUAUUCACUCUAUGUUAUCCUGUGAUCUGUGGGCUGUGGCUAGAACUUUGUUUGUUGUUAUCUUUUCUCUAUUUCCCUUGUUGAAUUUCAUUAAAAAAAUCUGAAAUGGAUAGUGUAGUAGUUUAAAUCUGUGUACCUACAUCAUUAAUUAAUUAUUAAGUAUAAUAAAAUUCCUACCCGUGCCUUAUAUGUUUAUGUGCAAUAUUAAAUACUUCGGACCCAUGAGUCGUUUGUUCGGAGUCAUUUGUUUUCAUUAUGACGAAGCGCCGAAGAAUAGUUCAAGCUGACAAAAUAAUACAGAAUGUUAUUCAUGUGUUUUGUUUAUUGAUGUUUUUGCAACUAAAAGGUUACUACUCAAGUUCAAGCAUAAAUAAUCCAGUAUUAUUGUAUUCAACUGCAUCCGAUAUACGAGUGGCAAAUAUAUCAAAAUCUGGAAAAAUUAAUGCAAUAAUCAAAGGUUUGGAGCAAGGUUCCGCUGUUGACUUCCUGUGUAAAAAGAAUUUAAUAUGCUGGUCGGAUCAGACUGCGGAAUUGAUACAAUGUAUGGAGUACAACAAUACACAUUCUGGAGAAAAAAUGAGGAUAGUAUCAGAAGGCAUAAUUACUCCUACUGGUAUUGCAAUAGAUUGGUACACAGACAAAAUCUAUUGGACAGAUGGAGAAACUAAUAGAAUAGAAGUAAUAAGUAUAGAACACAAAUAUAGAAAAGUUUUAUUUUGGACAGAAGUAGACCUGGCCAGGGCUAUUGCUCUAGUUCCUAAGGAGGGGUUAAUGUUUUGGACAGAUUGGGGUGAAAUACCCAAAAUUGAAAGAGCUGGUAUGAAUGGUGAUCCAGCAACACGUAAAGUUAUAGUAAAGGAUAAUAUAUUCUGGCCCAAUGGAAUCACUAUAGACUAUAAUAACAAUUUAAUUUACUGGGUUGAUGCCAAGCUACAGUUUGUAGAUAUGAUUGACUUUAAUGGCGAAAAACGAGCGCGAAUAGUAAAAGACGGUUUGAAAUAUCCAUAUGCAUUGGCCUAUUUUCAUGAGAAACUAUAUUGGACUGAUUGGAAGACAUGGGGUAUAUAUUCAUGGGACAUAUCAACAAAUGGAGCUAUAAAAGAGCUGAUUAAGUCUGACCCAGUACCGGUUGACAUUAAAGUAUAUGACAAAAGCCGGCAGCUGAUGCCUACUGGAGACUACCCUUGCAAAAACAAUGAGGGAUGUUCGCAUUUAUGUCUAUUAGCACCUAAUCCUCCAGGUUACGUUUGUGCCUGUCCAACGGGCGUAAAGUUAAAAGAAGGAAGCAACACAACAUGCUACAACACGCCACAAUCUAUGCUCUUAGUCGCCCAGCGGUCUGUCAUAUCCAAGAUUUCACUAGAUUCACCGGACUUCACACCCUACACACUGCCCUUAAAGGAUUUAAAGAGAGCUCUCACUGUUGACUUUGAUCCGAAAAGUGAAUACAUUUAUUGGGCUGACAGUCAGUCCAAAACAAUAUCCCGUGCACGGUUGGAUGGAAGUGAGCAGACUGUGGUCAUACACAGCAACGGCGUGCCCGACAGCAUAGCGAUAGAUCCGCUCGCGAGGAACAUAUACUGGACGGACCCAGUGUCUGAUACUAUCACUGUUGCUAGGCUGGAUGGUAGUGCGAGGAAGAUCAUAAUCCACGACGACCUAUACUAUCCGCGUGCAAUAGCACUACACCCAACGGCCGGUUGGAUGUUCUGGUCGGAUUGGAACGAGAAGAAGCCGAAGAUUGAACGGGCCAACCUGGACGGGACCAAUCGUAUACUGCUGGUAUCGGAAAAGCUGACGUGGCCCAAUGGGAUUGCUUUAGACACAGCGGCUAAUAAGUUAUACUGGGGCGAUGCAAGAACGCACAAAAUUGAGGUCUGUAACAUGGACGGAACGGACAGACGAGAACUGCACAGUAGCGAUAUCUUACACAUCUUCGGAUUGACAUUGCUCGGCCAGCACUUGUAUUGGACGGAUAUGCAGCGGCGGACUUUGGACAGAAUCAACAAGAAUACAGGCUUAGAGAGGCAAGCGGUAGUGGAACAGAUGGCUAACAUGAUGGGAGUCAAGGCGUUUCGCCUCGGAGAGCCGCUGGGCCACAACCCAUGCGCUGACAACAACGGGGAAUGCUCCCAUCUCUGCUUCAACCGGCCCCAGGACUUUGUGUGCAGUUGUCCUAUAGGUUUGGAAUUGGGCAAGGAUCGCAAGAUGUGCAUCGAACCUGAAGCGUUUCUUAUAUACAGCAGAAAAAAUGUUAUCGGCAGAAUCAGUAUUGAGAGUGAAAAUAAUGACGCUGUCUUGCCCAUCAAAGAGUUAAAGGAAGUCAGCGCUUUAGCGGUGCACGUAUCUGGGUCAAAGAUCUACUGGUCCGACAGCAAAACGAAAACUAUAAACCGAUGCUCUGUAAAUGGUUCAAAUAUGGAGAAAAUACUUGAGUGGAUGGGCCUCGUCGAAGGUUUAGCUAUAGACUGGUCCGGCCAGAACAUUUACUGGACAGAUACGGCUUCGCAACGCAUAGAGGUGGCUCGUCUUGACGGAUCCAGCAGACGGACGCUAAUAUGGCAGGGCCUGAAGAAACCUAAGAGCGUGGUCUUGGAUCCAAAAAAAGGCUACAUGUAUUGGUCGGAACUCGGCUCCAAGAGCAUCAAACGCGCCACUAUGGACGGAGGAUCUCCUACCGUCAUAUUCGAGCAAGUGGGCCGCGUGCACGCAUUGGCCAUAGACUACGACAAACGUACAAUAUAUUGGGCGGCCUUGGACCCGCCCGUUUUAGAGUUCGCAAUGUUGAAUGGCACGGGCAGGAAAGUGCUGGCUGAUAAUAUACCGAUGCCGUACGCCCUGGCUAUAUAUGGAGAACGCGUGUUUUGGGGCGACUGGAAUACCGGCCUAAUAGAAGUGUCGAAGAAGAGCGACGGAACGAACCGUAAAACAAUUCACAACCAGUUGGACUACAUAUCAGAUCUGAAAGUUUAUCAUAGAGUGCGGGACUCACUAUCGAACCAGUGCGGCGUUGAUAAUGGUGGCUGUUCACAUCUUUGCCUGCCCUUGCCGAAUAACGACUACCGAUGUGCUUGCCCCACGCACUAUCGCCUCAACAGAGACAACCUCACCUGUUCAGAACCGGAAGAAUUCUUAUUUUUCGCCCAGAAGAACGCGGUCGGUCGUAUUUUGACAGCUAACGGAGAAUGCAAUGACGCUUUUAUACCUUUAACGGGUUUAAAAAGCGUGCGAGCUAUCGAGUACGAUCCGGUCAACAAGCAUAUGUAUUGGAUGGACGAUGAGUUUCACUCCAUACGGCGUGUACCGAUCUCAUAUUCGACCACUUCUGCACUCAACGACGCUGUGACCGUAGUCACUGGUCUGGCUCGACCCUUCCACAUGGUCUUGGAUAUACUAGGAAGAGCCUUGUACUGGACCUGCUUAGACACAGACUCGAUUAACGCCACAUCGAUCGACAACAACUCUUCAAUGGGUGUCAUAUUACGAGGAGAGAAAAUGAUGCCACGACAUUUGGCUUUCCAUCAAACUAAAAGGAUCCUAAUAUGGAGUGACGCAGGCCUUGGAGCCAUAAUGCGGUCGAACGUGGACGGCACUUCGCGUGUCGAACUUGCUCGAGUAAACAACGUGACGGCGUUGGCCGUUGAACAAAGCAGUGCCACGGUAUACUGGGCGGUCGCGCGCCAGAUACAUGCGUUGGAUCUCGACUCGCCCAACAGACGUGUGGUAUGGCAAGGCGGCUGGGUGGGUGCGUUGGCCGCGUUCGGAGGCGCAUUGUAUCUGUGCGGUGGCGAACGCACACCUAUGCGUUUGCCGCUACACCGGCGCGACGCUCCCGCGGCCCCGUUGCCUCACCUUGCGAGACUGGUUACUGCUAUACCUGUCCAUCGGGUGGACCGCGAGCACCCGUGCUACGGCGGGCGAGCGUGCGGCGGCGCGCCCGGUGCGUGCGGCGCAGACGGCGUGUGCGGUUGCGGGCUGCAGUGUGCGGCGCGGCGCGUGUGCGCUGACAACCACUUCCUGUGCGACGCACCGCUAGCGCCAGCCGCCGGCUCCGUGUCCGCCUCGCCGCCCGAAGCGCACUGCAUACCCAUGGAAUGGAAAUGCGACGGUCAACGCGACUGCCCGGACGGGUCGGACGAGGCGCGGUGCGACGCGUGCGCCGGCCUGCGCUGCGCGGACGGCUCCUGCGCAGCGGCCCUGGGCGGCUGCAGCACCGGCACGUACUGUGCGCACGCGCCGCUACCGGACGCGUUCAGAUGCGAUGAACGUCUUUGCCUGGCGCCGUUGCUGGUCUGUGACGGCCACCCGCACUGCGAGGACGGCGCAGACGAGGCGCCCGCUAUAUGCGACUUCCUUCAUAAAGAUCAGGUUGUGUCUGUGGGCGCCGCGAGUCCGGGCGGCCAAUCGCACGCCUUAGUGGCUUGUGGGGCCGUAGCCGGCGCGGGCGCAGCGUUAGGCGCCGCGUGGGCCGCUAUGCGACGCCUGCGCAGAACCCGGCGACCGCCGCACGCGCAACGCAACUUCCCACUAGUCAAGCCGCCGCCUAUUGCGCGAACUUCACUACCAUCUUCCGAGAUGAGUGCCACCGGAUCCGGAUCGAUGGGAUCCAACUCCGUGGGGUCGGCAUCAGAUAGCCUGUGCGGGCGGUAUCCGCGACCUACCGCCAAUCCGCCGCCCAGUCCGGCCACUGCAUCGCGGGGCAGACGACGGGCGUAUCGUCACUACCGAGCGUCCAACAGGCCCCCGCCGCCAACGCCAGCGUCAACCGACGCCAACGAAUCCGAGACCGAACCCGCUGGUCGCGCACCCCCUCCUUCGCCGGCGCCUCUACUAUACUAAUAUGUAUAGUGAAAAGUAUAAUCAUCGAUAGCCUAUAACAGUACACUCCUAGCGCGAGGGUUUGCAUAAUCACCAAGCUGGGCUGACGGGAUCUCAGCAGACGGUAUUUGUACCACAGAGCACGCUGUCCGUUCUCGGCAAUAUUCCCUUAGUCGCCUCGUACGAGUUUCGUGGGAAGAUGUGGAGUGGCGACUAUAUUCUGAUCUGCCGUCACCGCACGACACUAAACAUCAUCAUCCGCAGGCAAUGUCCCACUGCUGGACACAGGCCUCGUCUCAAACAGGAGCAUUGGUUCAAAAUCUUAAACCAACCAUGCUGGUCCAGUGUAGGAUGGGGGGCUUUAGCGACUAUUAUCACAUGUAAGUGAUAAUAACACGGACCGACGGCGUGCUCUUCAAGAUGCGGUUCUCCGAUGAGCAGUAUAAGAAUAGUAAAAUUAAAGCUGUUUAUCAGUAAUUUUGUUAGAUCCAAUGAAAGAGCUAGUGUUGGUCUAUGGUGCAUUUUGAUAGGACGGUACGUGGGAAACUCCCGAAAACGAAAUACGGGGAUUCCCCGCAGUCGGGGUAUCGACUAAUGAAAUACCAAAACUCAAAUGUAGAUAUUCAAUAUCUACAUUGAAGUUUUGGCAUUUUUUAAAUUAAUUCCGAUUGCUGGAUUUACAGCAUGUGUUUAACAAAUAAUAAAUAUCCUGAACUAAGACGAGCAUAUCGUCACUACCAAGAAUUAUUAUCAUUAACUGACGUCCAUACUUCAAGUUCGGAGUAAAAUUACCUUGGAAUGAUGUUCAAAAAGCCAUUGGUACUUAUUCUGUUGAUAACAAAUCUCUGAACUAAACUAAAUUCCCAAGUCUAAAAUAGGAGCUGUCCUUUUCACAAUGUUCCUUAUAGAACGGGAUAGCACUUUGUGCGGUCAACAGACACAAACGUACCUGUCAGUUUAAUUAAUUUUAAGAGAUUUGCGUGAAACAGAAACUGUACCAUUAUAUUAAAUUUUAGUAUGAAAUUUCAAUUUGGUGCUAUUUCACUGUGCGUGCCUCAAUAUUGUUAGUUAUAUAGUUACUAAAUUGUGUAAUUAAAAUUGUAUCUAUUAGUGUAUAGAGUUUGUACAUAAUGUUUAUUUUUAUUUAGGUAAGUAUGUUGUAAAAAAAACUAUUAGAUAACAGACUAUUACUUAAGAAUAUUAAAAUAAAAAUCGGAGCCUUAAUAUUGUUUUAAAAGAAGACUGUACACUCUUGGCGGAGUUGUUGUACAUUAUGCAAGAAAAGUAGACAUUUCAUCACUCAGGGGACAUCAAUCACCAAAAUUAACUAAGAAUACGGUACUUAGUUUGCAUAAUUCUAACUUGCCUUUAGGUUUAUGACUUACAUACAUUUUUUAAAUCAACGAAUGAAAUUAAAAAUUAUUGAAAAGGUUUGUCACUUAAGUUUUUUCGCUUGCCUAGUGCAAGCGAAAAGCGACUGCAAGAGUCCAUUAUGCCAACAUACUAGUGCAAAAAGGGUUUGUGUUCUGUGAUAGAAUGAUGACGAAGGAUGGAAACGAUAUCAUUUUUUGACAGCCAGAAACCAGUAUUCUAAGACCCAUGUUUAUUACUUUUUAAACUUGAUACUUUCUAUAAUAAAAUAAUAAUCUCACUUUAUAAAAAAAUAUAGAAAUUAAAAUUAAGUAAUUUGAAAUUGCAUUACUUAAAAAUUACCUAAAAGCUAUGUUAGUACAUACGCUAUUUGCCAUACCUUCCAUUUAUACCUAAAUAUGAACAGCCUAGUAGAAUCUUUGCCUGAUAAACAUUGUUACUCAAAAACUACCGACACUUGCGAGGUGUGUAAUCACAUGUUAAUGAUUCCUGAUCACUAUCAAGCAAUUUAUAGGGGUUAUUUCAGAAGUGUAUGGAGCCUGGGCUACGUAUGUGUACACCUAUUCAAAAUGUUCGGGGGUCAUGAAAUAGUUGCUACCUUUUAUAGUUUAUUUUGUAUUGUAAAGUUCCAAUGUAGGAAAUUAAUUUAUAGAAGAAAAAAAAGGGCAAUAAAAUGGCGUACGUCACAUUGACAAUGACAUUUGUGGCACUAAGAAGAGACAUUUACUAUCGGAAAGCGUGGGGAAAGUACGGAGGGUAGAGGUAAGGAGAGUCAUCUUAUAUGGGAGAAAAGUUGAAAAAGUGUCCAGUUGUAUGCGCUAAAUAACAGUUCAAAAAUCCUCCACAAUGUCGCUGGUGGAU
Messenger RNA from Pararge aegeria (speckled wood butterfly), 7078 nucleotides. It is a transcript of the gene arr, whose product is annotated as low-density lipoprotein receptor-related protein 6. The transcript is spliced from 24 exons. The record is from RefSeq and is a predicted model, not a curated record. Gene Ontology annotation, molecular function: protein binding. NCBI's taxonomy places the organism in Eukaryota, Metazoa, Arthropoda, Insecta, Lepidoptera, Nymphalidae. Bases 284 to 4867 code for a protein of 1527 amino acids.